CUUUUCUUCCCGCCCUCGCUAGGUGUAUAAAAUCGGGGGGAUUUCACCGUCAGGCACUUCACUCCUUUUCCUCUGCUUGAAAUCGGACUGGGGCGAAAAACCAUACAACUCUAAUCAUGAGCAGAAACUUCUUGUCCAAAAAUGAUGAGCUCCGCAAGGGAGACCAUCUGGUGUCCAACAACGGAGAGUUUAAGGCUGUCUUCCAGGAUGAUGGUAACUUUGUGGUCUAUGGCUGGCAGCCCGUGUGGGCUUCAGACACUGCAGGGUCAUCCCCUUUCCGCCUGUGCAUGCAGGGGGACUGCAACCUGGUCAUGUACGACAAGGGGGACAAAGCCAUCUGGCACACAAACACCUCCAAAUCUGACUGCAACAUUUGCCGCCUUCAGCUGACCAAUGAGGGCAAACUGGUGGUGAACAAGGAACAAGAUGAAGUCUGGAACUCUGAUGAAUCCACUGGUAUGAAGUGAUCCAUUGUGUUUGAAAAUCAUGUUUUGAAGUCAAUUCGAUUCACCAUUUAACAUGCUUGUUAUGUAAUAAAAUAAACAAACGUUCACAAUGCA
Molecule: messenger RNA, 560 nt
Organism: Notothenia coriiceps (black rockcod)
Lineage: Eukaryota; Metazoa; Chordata; Actinopteri; Perciformes; Nototheniidae
Product: mannose-specific lectin-like
Exons: 3
Coding region: 117-467 (116 amino acids)
Source: RefSeq, a predicted model, not a curated record